CGUGGCCUCGGCGGAGGGGGCGUGUCAGGGGGCGUGUCCCGCGGUGCCGGUUCCCGGAGCGCAGCGAUGGCGGCGGCGGAGCUGGAGCGGCUGCGGAUGGCGGGGGCCGGCAUGGCCAUCGCCGUGCUCACCAGCGGCGGCGACGCGCAAGGGAUGAACGCCGCCGUCCGCGCCGUCACCCGCAUGGGGAUAUAUGUGGGAGCCAAGGUGUUCCUCAUCUAUGAGGGCUACGAGGGGCUGGUGGAGGGGGGAGACAACAUCAAGCAAGCCAACUGGCUCAGUGUCUCCAACAUCAUCCAGCUGGGUGGGACGGUGAUCGGCAGUGCCCGCUGCAAAGCCUUCACCACGCGCGCCGGGCGGCUGCGUGCCGCCCGCAACCUGGUGGAACACGGCAUCACCAACCUGUGUGUCAUUGGCGGGGAUGGCAGCCUGACAGGCGCUGACAUUUUCCGCUCCGAGUGGGGGGGCCUGCUGGACGAGCUGCUCCGAGAGGGGCAGAUCAGCGAGGAGGUGGCGCGGCAGAACUCCCGCCUGAACAUUGUGGGGCUGGUGGGCUCCAUCGACAACGACUUCUGCGGCACCGACAUGACCAUCGGCACCGACUCGGCGCUGCACCGCAUCAUGGAGGUGAUCGACGCCAUCACCACCACGGCACAGAGCCACCAGCGGACCUUCGUGCUGGAGGUGAUGGGCCGCCACUGCGGGUACCUGGCGCUGGUGUCUGGCUUGGCCUCGGGCGCCGACUGGCUCUUCAUCCCUGAGUCCCCUCCAGAGGACGGCUGGGAGGACCUAAUGUGCGAGAGGCUCGGGGAGACGCGCAGCAGAGGGUCGCGCCUCAACAUCAUCAUCAUCGCCGAGGGCGCCAUCGACCGCAGUGGCAAACCCAUCUCCUCCAACUACGUGAAGGACCUGGUGGUGAAACGCUUGGGCUUCGACACGCGCGUCACCGUCCUGGGCCACGUGCAGCGCGGAGGGACCCCGUCAGCCUUUGACCGUGUGCUGAGCAGCAAGAUGGGGAUGGAGGCGGUGAUGGCGCUGCUGGAGGCCACCCCCGACACCCCCGCCUGCGUGGUCAGCCUCUCGGGGAACCAGUCGGUGCGGCUGCCGCUCAUGGAGUGCGUGCAGGUGACAAAGGAUGUGCAGAAGGCCAUGGAUGAGAAGAGGUUUGAGGAGGCCAUCCAGCUGCGUGGGAGGAGCUUUGAGAACAACUGGAACAUCUACAAGCUGCUGGCACACCAGAAGCCAGCACAGGAGAAGAGCCCCUUCAGCAUGGCCAUCCUGAAUGUGGGUGCCCCCGCCGCCGGCAUGAACGCUGCUGUCAGGUCGGCCGUGCGCAUCGGCAUCUGCCAGGGCCACACCAUCUACGUGGUGAGCGACGGCUUCGAGGGCUUGGCCAAGGGGCAGAUCCGUGAGGUUGGCUGGCACGACGUGGCGGGCUGGCUGGGACGCGGCGGGUCCAUGCUGGGCACCAAGCGGACACUGCCCAAGACCUGCAUGGAAAAGAUCGUGGAGAAUGUGCGGAAAUUCAACAUCCAGGGGCUGCUGGUCAUCGGGGGGUUCGAGGCGUACGAGGGGGUGCUGCAGCUGGUGGAGGCCCGCGGGCAGUACGAGGAGCUCUGCAUCAUCAUGUGCGUCAUCCCCGCCACCAUCAGCAACAACGUCCCUGGCACCGACUUCAGCCUGGGCUCAGACACGGCCGUCAACGCGGCCAUGGAGAGCUGUGACCGCAUCAAGCAGUCGGCCUCGGGCACCAAGCGCCGUGUCUUCAUCGUGGAGACAAUGGGCGGCUACUGCGGGUACCUGUCGACCGUCACCGGCAUCGCGGUGGGCGCUGACGCCGCCUACGUCUACGAGGAUCCCUUCACCAUCCAUGACCUGAAGGCCAACGUGGAGCAUCUGACAGACAAAAUGAAGACGGAUAUCCAGAGAGGGCUGGUGCUGCGCAAUGAGAAGUGCCACGAGCACUACACCACUGAGUUCCUCUACAAUCUCUACUCCUCCGAGGGCAAAGGCAUCUUCGACUGCAGGAUUAACGUCCUGGGCCACCUCCAGCAGGGGGGAGCCCCGACUCCCUUUGACCGCAACUACGGGACCAAGCUGGGGGUGAAGGCGGUGCUGUGGAUGUCGGAGAAGCUGCAGGAGGUUUAUCGCAAAGGCCGCGUGUUUGCCAACUCGGGUGACUCGGCCUGCGUGAUCGGGCUCAGGAAGAAGGUGGUGGCCUUCAGCCCCGUGACGGAGCUCAAGAAAGUCACCGAUUUUGAGCACAGGCUGCCCCAGGAGCAGUGGUGGCUGAACCUGCGGCUGAUGCUGAAGAUGCUCGCCAACUACCAGAUCAGCCUGACCGAGUACAUCUCGGGGACCAUGGAGCACGUCACCCGCCGCACCCUCAGCAUCGAGAAGGGCUUCUAGUCCCACCAGACUCAGCCGUAGCCCCCCCGUCUGCAUCCUCCCCGUCCCCACGUGCUGCUGGGGAGCACCAGGUCCCCCCCGUUCUCAGUAGCCCUUGUAGCUUUGCCACCGACCCCAAAAAUCAGGCAGAGCCUGGUCCUGGCGCCCAAACCAACCCAAUCCUGCCCCAAAUCACUGCUGCGGGGUCUGGUGUUGCCAGACCCUUAAUCAUCCCUUAAUAGUUUAUUCUUAUUAUUUAAUAAUGGGGUAUCUUGACCGCCUGAGCCAACUGCUGCUUCUAGUUGUGCGGGAGGAGCCGAGAGGAUGCGGUGCCGUCCCGGGGCGGGUUGGGGAUGUUCCGGGGGCUUUCAGCUCCCCUGGUAAAGCUCCGUCGUCCCGGGGCGUUUGCUUCUUGGGGUGUCCGGAGGGCUCAGCACAGCACACCGGUCCCCGGCCACCUUGCAUGCCGCGGGGCUGUGCCCAUCAUCUCACCGCCGCUCUGUGACCCCCCAUCCCGAAUCUCAUCCCAUUCGCAACGCCGCUCUCCUCCUCUAGAGAUAAAACCCGCUGGAGCCAAA
Columba livia (rock pigeon) is the source of this 2966-nucleotide messenger RNA. RefSeq names its product phosphofructokinase, liver type (gene PFKL). The record is from RefSeq and is a predicted model, not a curated record. Gene Ontology annotation, molecular function: monosaccharide binding; identical protein binding; 6-phosphofructokinase activity. Gene Ontology annotation, cellular component: 6-phosphofructokinase complex; cytoplasm; membrane. Lineage: Eukaryota; Metazoa; Chordata; Aves; Columbiformes; Columbidae. Gene Ontology annotation, biological process: fructose 1,6-bisphosphate metabolic process; canonical glycolysis; fructose 6-phosphate metabolic process.